Gaeumannomyces tritici R3-111a-1 is the source of this 1357-nucleotide messenger RNA. RefSeq lists its product as hypothetical. The transcript is spliced from 2 exons. Lineage: Eukaryota; Fungi; Ascomycota; Sordariomycetes; Magnaporthales; Magnaporthaceae. The record is from RefSeq and is a predicted model, not a curated record. The coding region runs from base 481 to 900 and encodes 139 amino acids.
CCAUGAUUCAGGCACGAUCUAGCCCGUAGCAGCUGGGAAGGCAAGUUGAGGUUGCGUGCCGCCGCGCCCGGCCCUCGUCUCACGCUCAUGUGACCGGCACGAUUUGAUGGCAUCUCUCCUGGGCGACCAUCUUGUUUUGAGUUGUACCACCCAGCAGCAGCAAGAGACCGCCGCAUGCCAUUGACGUCUCCGUUUCGCAGCCCGCCCUCAGAAUAGCAAGACGCUCCGAACGAGAAGCGUCCCGGAACCCUUCUUUUUUUUUUGGCCUUCGCCCCAUCUAAACAGUCUCCGUCCCAUCCUCUGUCAUCUGCAGCCGAGACCCGCCAGAGCCCAUCUUUUGCCUCUCCCCCCGCCUUUUGCUCCAGCAGCGCGCAGUCGGGGAGCCGUUCCUCCAGAUUUUUUUCUGGCGUUUUUCUCUGUCUUUUGAGGCCCGCCGAGCCGACGUCAUCGCAGUCCCCUUCCUUCCCCCUCAUCGUCAUCAUGGGCGACCUCACGUCCUCGGGCCGCGGCGGCGCGGGCAACAUAGUGGACAAGGCCAAGUCGCCUGCCAUCGAGCCCAAGGACCUCGAGACCCCGACCUUGAAGACGUCGGUUGUCACCACUGGCCGCGGCGGCACUGGCAACAUGGCCAAGAACACCGACCCGGCCGAGACCCGCGCUCUUCAGGACGUCGAGCCUGUCAGCCUCCAGGAAAACACGGGUGCUACCCAUAUCGGCCGCGGCGGCGACGGCAACGUCGUCAAGCCAAAAGCCGAUCAGCCCGAGGGCGGGGACGGCAAGGAGCUCUCCCGGACGAAGAGCGCCGCCGAUGCCGCGGCGCCGCAGGACCCGGCGGACGCCAAGAAGGAGAAGGAGAGCCUGGCCUCCAAGGGAAAGCAGUGGCUCCUGGGAAAGAAGUAAAAAUCUGGUUCCUGCGUUUUUUGUCGAACGCAAUGCUGUUUUUUUCUUGGUGGGCAUGUGUCUCUCUAUCGACAUGACAUAGAUAAGCCGCCAUCGGAUUGGGAGGCCGACGUCGUGUCAGUGGGCUUAUCAACAGCUGGGUUGGCCAGUGAUAAGAAGUUAAUGUGCUGUUAUCAAGGGAGGAUGACCAAGCCACUGCUUCUGGGAGCCUCGGUACCAAUAUGUAGCUCGACCGGGAUUGCGACGGCUAGUGUCCGUUGUAAUAAGAAUUCCAUGAGAGUAGUAGUGUCUUUGAGGAUGCUCGCCGAGUACUGCGUGAGGAGAUGAAAGACGGGUGUGAUGGAUACGUAUUUUCGGGCGCCAGUCAUGGGCAGGGUGCCAUUUUGUCAUGUGCGAUCAGGGGUAGUAGUUUACGGCCCUCGAUGUGAGUCACAGGUACCAACCUACCUUCACAUUC